This is a messenger RNA of Aedes albopictus (Asian tiger mosquito), 6644 nucleotides long. It is a transcript of the gene garz, whose product is annotated as Golgi-specific brefeldin A-resistance guanine nucleotide exchange factor 1. Bases 191 to 5935 code for a protein of 1914 amino acids. Lineage: Eukaryota; Metazoa; Arthropoda; Insecta; Diptera; Culicidae. Gene Ontology annotation, biological process: regulation of ARF protein signal transduction. The transcript has 10 exons. Gene Ontology annotation, molecular function: guanyl-nucleotide exchange factor activity. The record is from RefSeq and is a predicted model, not a curated record.
AAAACAGCAAAAGAGAAGAAAAAUAGUAAACGUCAUUACUGUGAGUUGGAACCCUCUGAUGCAGAGGAUGGUGAAAAUUUUGCUGCUCGUUGACUGACUGCUGGAAGAAAGUGUUUUGUGCUUGUUCAAAAUCCGAGUUAUAUCGUGCGAUCAUUGUGUUUGCGGGUAAUAGUGGUUCCGGAACAACGCCAUGUCUCCACCGGGCAACGGAAUCUUCGUCGUCCGCGGGGAAAUGUCCACCCUGACGACGGCAAUGCGUCGUGGCUCUCGCUGGAGCUCCAAUUCCUAUCAGGACGACGAAAAGGACGGUCUGCUGAAGAGUUUCCAUGAUUUGAAGGAGAAGCUUCUGCAGGUGGAGGAUUUGCGUCUUGUCGAGCCGGGAGUGUUCUUGGGGCCGUUUCUGGAGGUGAUCCGUUCGGAGGAAACGACCGGCCCGGUGACGAGCCUGGCCUUGUCGGCUGUCAAUAAAUUCCUGUCGUACGGAUUGAUUGAUCCGACCCAUUCGACGCUGGCUUCCACGGUGGAGUGCAUUGCCGAUGCGGUGACCCGUGCACGGUUCGUCGGAACGGAUCAAACUUCCGACGGGGUCGUGCUGAUGAAGAUUGUCCAGGUGCUGCGCACCUUGGUGCUGAGUCCGGAAGGAAGCUUCCUAUCGAAUGAAAGCAUCUGCGACAUCAUUCUCAGCUGCUUCCGGUUGUGCUUCGAGCCGCGACUGAAUGAACUUGUGCGAAAAACGGCAGAGAAUGCCCUAAAGGACAUUGUGCUGCUGCUGUUCAUGCGGUUGCCGCAGUUCGUCGAGAGCGGAAAUUUCCAUCUGAAAUCUCUAAAGAUGCGUUCCAGCUCGAUAGAUCAGUCCAGCAAAAAGCGUAAAAAUAGCAGGAAUGAAGCUAAACCUGUGGCAACAACGGCAGCUCCUAAAAUUGUCACGGAGGAGAAUGGAGGUCAGGAGGCAGAACCGACGACGCCGAUAGUUAGUAAUGCUCCGAAAGGCUUGAAGCCGCCUCCGCUAGCCACUACGCCAGCAACCCCAGCAGGAGUCAUCGUCGACAUGCAGGGAUCCAUCUCUCAGACCCCGAAAAGCGGCUUGGAUCCCAAACAGGACACCAUUCAAGAGGAAACGGAUGGCCAAACACAGCAACCGGAUUCCCUUACCGAAACUCCUGUUCCGACCGAAUCCGAAGAACCCGCAGCAGAUUCGUUCGUAAAUUCCGUCGGAAUCAGAUUUACCCAACAAGAAGAAGAGGUCUCCGGCCCAACACCGCACCUCCCAUACGGAUUGCCGUGCAUCCGAGAGCUGUUUCGCUUUCUAAUCUCCCUGUGCAACCCACUCGAUAAGCAGAACACCGACGUGAUGAUCCACAUGGGCCUCACGCUACUAACCGUCACCUUCGAGGUCGGAGCCGACAGCAUCGGCAAAUACGAUUCCCUGCUGACCAUCGUGAAAGACGACCUCUGCAAGAACCUCUUUUCCCUCCUAACAACGGAACGCAUCUCGAUCUUCGCCGCAGAUCUUCAGCUUUGCUUCCUGAUGUUCGAAUCGCAACGAUCGCAGCUCAAAUUCCAACUGGAGUACUAUCUAACCAAGCUAACGGACAUCAUCGUCAACGAAAACCCCCGGAUUCUGUACGAAGCUCGCGAGCUUGCCCUGGACAAUCUGCUGCAGCUCUUCCGGAUCCCGGGCUUCGCCGCCGAACUCUACAUCAACUAUGACUGUGACCUCUACUGUACCAAUCUGUUCGAGGAUCUCACGAAGCUCAUGUCCAAGAACACCCUUUCGGCGACCCACUCGAUCUACAGUGUGCACACCCUGUCGAUGGACGCACUGCUCACCAUAAUUGGGUCGAUCGAGAGGAAUUGCGUUCAGGCCAAGAAGGGCGAAAAGCCAACGUACAUGAGACAUUCGAGGAACAAUUCCAGCGUCGAUCGGAUUGUGCUGGAUGGAGUGGUGGAUUCGGAUCAGCAACAGCAACAAGGUCUUGAUGUCAGCGAUGUGGCCGUAGAAUCGAUCCACAAGUACUUGAAAACUAGUCAAAACGAGGAACGCCUCCGGCAGAUCGUCAGCCAGGAUGCCGCAGCCGAUGGCACAACCCUCAGCCACGAGGAACUGGCCGCCAUCAAGAAGAAGAAACGUCUGCUCACCCAGGGAACGGAUCUCUUCAAUCAACGACCCGAGAAGGGAGUCCAGUUCUUGCAGGAGAAUGGCAUCCUGAGUGCCACCCUAGAUCCGCUGGAGAUUGCCCACUUUCUGCGGGAAAACUCCGGCCUGGACAAGAAGAUGAUUGGAGAGUACAUUAGCAAAAAGAAGAACGUCGAGAGCAAGAUUCUGGAAGUGUUUGUCAAGUCGUUCGACUUUGCUGGGUUGACCAUCGAUCAGGCGCUUCGGUUGUAUCUGGAAACGUUCCGUCUGCCGGGCGAGGCUCCGCUGAUCUUCCUCGUGAUGGAGCACUUUGCCGACCAUUGGCAUACGUGUAACAAUGAACCAUUCGCCAAUACGGAUGCCGCCUUCCGGUUAGCGUACGCCAUUAUCAUGCUGAACAUGGAUCAACACAACCACAACGCGAAACGCCUGAAUGUACCGAUGACGGUCGACGAGUUCGUGAAGAAUCUUCGAGGCUUGAAUGGCAACUCUGACUUCGAUCAGGAUAUGCUGGCCAACGUUUAUCAUGCGAUCAAGAACGAAGAAAUUGUCAUGCCAGCGGAACAAACCGGUCUCGUGCGGGAAAACUACCUGUGGAAGGUACUGCUCCGCCGAGGUUCCACCAAGGACGGAAUGUUCCAUCACGUGUUCGGUCCCAACCACGACCGAGAGCUGUUCCGCAUCAUCCAGGGAUCGACGCUGGCCGCGUUGAGUUUCAUCUUCGACAAGAGUCCGGACAACACCCAGCUGUACCAGAAGUCCAUGAACGGGUUCAUCAAGUCGGCCGUGGUCGCGUCGCAUUACAGCUUGCAUGGGGAUUUCGAUGCGCUGGUGCUGACGUUGUGUAAGUUUACGAGCCUGCUGAAUCCACCUGCGGAUGUUCACGAAAUCACGGCCAACGUGAUGUUUGGACAGAACGCGAAAGCGCAGCUUGCUAUGAAGACUGUGUUUGCUUUGAUCCAUGAUCAUGGGGAUUGCAUGCGUGAGGGAUGGAAACACAUUGUGGAUGUUGUUCUGCAGUUGUUCCGAUUGAAGUUGCUGCCGAAGGGUUUGAUGGAAGCGGAGGACUUUUGCGACCCUAGCGGGAAGGUUACGCUCAUGCGGGAGCAAUACCAGCUUCCGAAGACGGACGCCGGUUUGCUGAGUAGUUUGUAUUCGUAUUUGAGCAACGAUAGCCAACGGCAACCGUCGUACGAGGAACAGGAGAUCAUCAAAGUGUCGAAGAGGUGCAUCAAGGAAUGCCAGAUCGAUCAGAUCGUCAACGAAUCUAAAUUUCUGCAGUUUGAAUCACUUGUGGAACUGGUUAAUUGCCUACUGGGGAUGAUCAAACCUCCGGAGAGUCAUAAAUCCGUUGGAUUGCCGUACGCGGAGAACACUGUGGUGUUCCUGUUGGAACUGCUGGUCAAGAUCCUCAUCCAGAAUCGCGAUCGUUUGCUUCCCGUUUGGAAGAACGUCCAAGAUCAGUUGUAUCUUCUUCUUUCCGGCUCCGCUUCGUGUGACUAUACCUAUCUCCUACAGAGGACUACCAUCGCUCUGUUGAAGCUGGCCAUCUAUCUGAUGCGCAACGAAGAGAUCUGCUCAACGAUCCUUCAGAGCCUCCGGAUGUUGUUGCUGCUCAAACCGGCCGUCAUCCUAUCCAUCUCUAAACCCAUCUCGAUCGGCAUGUACGAACUGCUAAAAACCAGCGCCCAGAACAUCCACACCGAGUCGGAUUGGAUCAUAGUGUUCACGAUUCUGGAAUGCGUAGGAGCAGGUGCUAUGCCACCGGAAUACGACGAAGCUCCAGUCGUCUCCGGAGCGAAAUCCGAUGGCGCUCUCAGUAGCGAGGAAGACUCCGGACUGCCCGAUCGCGGAUACAUCUCCGACUCGGAACUGAACGUCGUCAAAAGUGGCCAUUCGUCCAAUUCUUGCACUCCCCUGAUCAGCCCUACCGGAGACAACUGGAUUCUGGUGAACAAAGACGCGGACAUUGUGUCCUCGCGGUCGUCCUCUCCGAAGCACACGAUCCAGUACCGAUGCAAACUCCUAGAGCAUUCCCCGUUCGCCCUGGUCAAAUGCUGGGAAAGUCUGGCAUUCAUCGUGCGGAACGUGUCCCACAUCACACCGUAUAACUUCGAAAGCUGCGUUAGGUGCAUCCGGACCUUCGUGGAAGCUUCUAUGAACGAUGGCCGGGAGAAUCGACGCAGGCAGAAGCGCCGUGGCGAUGAAAGUGGCAAAAAUUCCCGCAAUCGGAACCGGAAAAACGACAGCAGCGACAGCGAAUCCGAGGAACUGCCCGAGGCGUACCAGUCGAUAUCGAUACAACUGUUGGAUUUGAUGCACACGUUGCACACGAGGACGGCGAAGAUCUUCCGCUGGUGGGCGGAGGAAGGUGGCGCUGUGCCGCAGUGCUCCGCCUUGUGGUCCCAGGGGUGGUGUCCGCUGCUACAGGGCAUUGCCCGAUUGGCCACCGAUCAACGGAGACAGGUUCGAACGAGUGCAAUCACUUGCUUGCAACGAGCUCUGCUAGUGCAAGAUCUUCAAACCCUCACCGGAUUGGAAUGGGCCGGAUGCUUCAAGCAGGUCCUCUUCCCCCUCCUAUCGGAACUUCUAGCGGAGAAACCCACCAAACCGGCCGAUGUCGGUUUGCUCGAAGAGUCCCGAAUGCGAACGGCAACCAUCAUGUCCAAGGUGUUCCUGCACCAUCUGACGCCGCUGAUUGCCCUGGCCGGAUUCAACGAACUGUGGCUGGAGAUUCUGGACUACUUCGAACGCUUCAUGAAGAUCGGCUCGGAUAUGCUGUACGAGGCGGUGUUGGAGAGUCUGAAGAACAUGCUGCUGGUGAUGCACUCGGUAUGCGUUUUCCACAACAGCGACGGUGUAACUCAUUCUGCUCUAUGGGACGUCACAUGGCAACGAAUAUCCGGAUUCCUUCCCAAUCUGAAAGACGAGUUAUUUAAAAACGAUGCUCUUGCGCCCAAGGUCACCGCAGCUGCCCCAGUCAUGCCAUCACAAUCACCUGUUACGGCAUCGUCACCUGAACCGUCGAUGUCGCAAGCUAUCACUCCACAACCAUCAAGUAUUACCCUACACCCUUCGCCUGUGCCACAAAUAACCGGAUCACCUAUCCUAGAACAAGCUCGCUCUCCAAUGGUACCGAAUAAUCUGCUGAUCAAUCCAACACCCACAGUCCCGCAAAUACCCCUUCAAACUCCAUUUCUAAUACCGCAAGUGGAUUCCGGUCUUUUGGAUAUUCAUACAAGCCCUGUUCCUCCUCCAACAAUCCUACCGCAGCAAACCAGUCAGGAGAACACUCCACUCAACACCAACCGGUAUUCCAACAUAAUAGAGCUUCCGGUUACUCCAUCGCCCCCUCCUUGCUCUACAGAACAGAAUCAAAAUUUCCCUCCCACCACGGCGGAACCCGAACCCCCAGCCAUCCCAAUUCCCGCGGAACAACCCGGACCCCCGACGGUCCCCAUAAGCCAUCUGUUGGCCGGAAAUCAGUACCCCUCGUUGCACAACGUCCCCGUCGGAAUAGCGCAGAGUUUCGCUCCGAUGUUUGUCCAACCUCCGAUGGUGCUCACGGACGGAUCCGACAUCUACAACGACUACGUCAACGAUCCCUACAAUCUGACGCUGCAGCAACAACCGCAACAGCAGACCCAGGACAUCCCGCAACAAGCCCAGCCGCAACCGCAGAAUGUGUUCCAGUCGGCCAACUACUUCGGGUCGUACCAAUUUGGCCCCGGCCGGAUACCACCAGCAGACUCGCCUACUAUCCCCAGCAUCCAAGAAGCCGAGACGAGUAGCGACUAGAGCUAGAGCCGUCGUUAGUGUGCUAAUAGGGCAGCCAAUGUGUGAAAUUAGUAUGAGCCUACGUGAAACAAAUAGGAUGACGGUUUUUUUUUGUUGUGUUGAAAAUUGAGGAAAAGUUGUACGAAUUUCUGACUACCUGACGGAUUAGUGAAAUAUACAGUUUAGACCGGGAAAAAUCACCAAAACGCGCGUUAAUUAACAUACAUUUAAAGCACGUAAAUCUAUACGCGUCUAGCUAACAAAACAAUAUGAUAGAAAUACUUUUUAAAUCUGUCUGCUGUUUGUGUUGCUCCAAAAUCCGUAUUAUAGUGCAAUCAUCAAUGUUCAAUGUGCAUAUGCAUUCUUUUAAAACUUUUGUGAUUUUCUCCCCGUGAAACUGUCGAUAAAUUUGUUUUGCUCAGUCGUCCAAUGAUUAUUAUCUAUCAAAAAUAUUUAUCCAAAAGUACUGAAAAAUGUUCAGACAACCCGAUGGGUUGUAAUCUUUUAAAGUUGUUGAAAUGAGACUUCGAGCAAAAAGGAAUUUCUUUCUGAUAAAAACUAUGUUUUUAUUUUUAUUUCCAAUUCAAGUAAAGUCGUAUUAUAUCUAUUAUAAUUAUUUUACCUCUCAUGCGAGAGGAAAAAAGAGUAUAAAUAUACACAACACAUACAGACGUAAAACAAUAGUGAAAGGGGUAAAUUAAUAUAUGCUAUAGCUACAAACAUACCACAA